Messenger RNA from Drosophila willistoni, 936 nucleotides. RefSeq lists its product as uncharacterized. Gene Ontology annotation, molecular function: zinc ion binding; nucleic acid binding. Bases 294 to 839 code for a protein of 181 amino acids. The record is from RefSeq and is a predicted model, not a curated record. The transcript has 2 exons. NCBI's taxonomy places the organism in Eukaryota, Metazoa, Arthropoda, Insecta, Diptera, Drosophilidae.
CGACGAACAUACGUCAAAAGCAGACGAUGAAAACGACGAACAGAUUUCGGAGCGCGAGCGUGUAACAGAGAUGGCAACAGCAAUGGACCAGCAGAACAAUGUGACCAGAGUAGCUGAGCAGAAAAUAAAUAAUUGGACUUAUGCUGGCUACCAGAUGGCUAAGGAAAUGCUGCUGAAAUAUAAUGGCGGACCAGACAUACAAAAUUGGAUUGUACAAUUAAAUAGUGUGUCUGCAUUGUGUGGACUCAGCGAGAAUCAACGUCAUUUGCUUUGCGUUGGAAAACUUAAGACCAAUGCACUACAAUGGCUACAUGCACACCCAAAACGUAUGUAUAUUGGAGCCAGUGGACAAGUUGUUGGACGAGUUGGUGAUGGCGUUUGGUUCCAGGAAAUCGAAAGCAGAGUUGCGGCGUGCUUUUGAGGCCCAGGUCUGGAGAGAGACCGAGCGAUUUUCAGAAUACUUUGAGAAUAAGGUGAAGCUAGCCCAACACGUCAAUAUUGAGGACGACGAGCUACUAGAUUUCAUCAUAGAGGGAAUUCCAUUGGAGAGCAUGCGUAUACAAGCGCGUGUACAAUGUUUUGACAAGCCAAACCAGUUGUUAAAAGCAUUUGCGGAGGCUCGGCUGCCAAGUAAGAAGUUCGUCGAGAGGCAAAACAGGGUACCCAAGGACUCGAGGUGCCACAAUUGUAAUUCAAGAAAUCAUUGGGCGAAGGAUUGCCUAAAACGUUUACGUGUUCGUGGAUCUUGUUAUGGGUGUGGUGUCAAGGAGCACCUCAUAGCGCAGUGCCCGCAAAGGAAGAAGCCAAAGGACGAAGUAAACAAUUAUAGUGCCUCAUAGAUUCGGGCAGUGCCAUUUCGUUUAUAAAAACAUCAAAAGUGCCUAAGGAUGUGCAGCUAAAUGAUAAUUUUGAAAACUUUUGCGGGCUAAAUCAAAG